Molecule: messenger RNA, 2670 nt
Organism: Achroia grisella
Lineage: Eukaryota; Metazoa; Arthropoda; Insecta; Lepidoptera; Pyralidae
Exons: 3
Coding region: 1-2670 (889 amino acids)
Source: RefSeq, a predicted model, not a curated record
AUGUUGAGGUGUUACUUUUCUAAAAACAAUUUCAACAAUUUGAUUCGCAAACUUAAUAAAUUAACUAGAAAGAAAUUUGUUUUGAAUCUGAAGGAAAAAGAAUUAUCUAGAAAGGAGAGGUUACUGAAAUGUAAAAAUCACAGAGGGAAAGCAGAAGCAGAAUUAGCAAGAUCAAAAAAGAAAUCACUACUUGAUGCAGAUGAAGAAAGAGAUAAAAACAAUAAAUGCAAAACAAGCAAGUCGUACACUAAAGAAAAAAGGAAAGCAUCUACUUGUAAAGAUUCUAUGUUAUCCCUGAAACAUCCCCAUUUGCAUAUUAGCGAGCUAUUGAAAUAUCCGUGUACAUGUAGUUCAAUUAAACCUGGACGAAACCGUGUUCUUAAAAAUAAAUCAGAGUCAUGCUUUAACAGCAUAUUUCGAGGUCCAUGUGGUUGUAAAUCUGUCAAAAGACACCCAAAUGAGUCACUUUUUAAAAUAAUGUUCCCAAUACAUCCUUGUAGAUGUCAUAAACAGUCAGAUAUGCGUAGGAGCAAGUUAUCUGGGGCGGCCGGCGAUUGUUACUUGAUGUCGCUUCGAAAGACACCCCAGCCGUGGAUCUAUCAUCGCUGGCCGCAGUUCUACCCUCACUAUCUGAGUGCUCUGCAUCAAUGGAAAAAUCUCGGUCAUGUGCUAUUGUUUCUAACCGGUAAGCCCCUAAAACGUUCCAAUAACAAAACAAUAUUAAAGAAACAAUUAUGUAUUGAUAAUUUUUCUAAGUUGUGUCUGACUAGAAAUAAUUAUAAUAAUAAAAAAAGUACACUUCGACCCAAAGUUAAGAAACAACAUCAAAAAUGUCGAAGGAAUAACAACAUUAAUAUUCUCUAUUCUCGUCAAACACCGAGUUUAACAAUGAAAAAUAAUAAGCACGAAUCGGGCAAUGAAACAAAAUCACCAUGUAGCAUAUUGAGUUUCCAAAGUAAUUUUCGUAAAGUUAAUCCAAAUCUAUUGUGUCAGACUUACAGUAAUAACUACCGCUUUACUAAAGUCAGAAGGAAGAAAAAGAAAGCAGACUGCAUCAAUUGCCACGGUUACAAAAGUUCUCUUUUAGACAAAUUAAGAAAAAGUAAGUCUGAAGCUGAUAUAACAUAUAAUACGUGUAGCAGCCAUUAUAACUUAGUGGGGUGUCUCCAAUCUAAUAACAAACAAAAAUACAAUCAGAAUGGUGGAAGACACUCGUGUGUUUGCGAACAUUAUGAAUCUAAAGAUCGGCAAGUACUAGAAAAAUUAAUUCAAUCCAAUACUAAAUGUAACUCAUGUGAUGCAAUCGCAGUUAAAAGUAGCAUUUUACUGAAUUCCACUCAAAUAAAUUAUCCAAACUUGUACAAUACACGUGAAACGAAGUGUUCUUAUAGUAAAUCUAACAUAACACGUUGUUUUUCCACUUCAAAAAUAGCAUUCAAAUAUUUAAUAAUUAUUAUUACUUUUAUAGUAUGGUCUCCAUGUAUUGUCGCUAUAUUAUUGUCUUGGUUGAUAAAUUAUUUAAUGAGACCUAAUUGCACAACAUUAGAAAAAACGGAGUAUAAGCAAGACUGUCUGUGUACUCCGAAUUUAAAAAAAUAUGUCGUGCAGUUUCUAAAUCAAUGUAAAAAUAAUUAUCUAAAUGUAGUAAUAGACACUGUGGAAAAGAAGGGUCACUCCAUUGUUUCUUCGUUAAAUAACGGCCAACAGCUCUGUGAUGAAUAUUCGGAGUCAAUACAUAAAUGCAAUAUUAAAAAGAUCAUUCCGAAAAAAUCGUAUUCAUGUUCGCGCUUACCAUAUCAACCGAAUUUACGCCCAAAUCCAAAUAAAAGGUAUACUUUGCAAUAUGAAGAUGACAAAGGAUGGGUAAUAAAACCAAUAGUCGGAUCAGGCGACCAUAACUUCUCAUGUCGAACAGAAGUUGUUCAACACGUAAAGAGUUGUCAAUGUCCACCUAAGCCCAGAAAUAAAAAGUUUGUGAAAUUUGAUCAAUGUACAACUUCAGUUCAGAAGGGACAAAACAACACUAAAAUAAGUCGUCAGCAAAGCCUAUGUGAGUGUUCACGUACACCUUCAUUGCGAAAUAUUAAACGUAAAACGAAAAUUGAACAUAAAAAAGAAAUUUGUAACAUUUCUGGCAAACUGGAUGCAAGACCAUUACAAUUUGAUUGUAAUGAUGAAAAUCCUCCCGCUAAUACGACUACAGUUGCAGAAACUUCUGUAAAAUCAUCUACAAAUAAAACCACUUCUAAGCGAGAGCUAAUUUCUAAACUUGUACCUAAAGAAACUAGCUCUAUAAAUGCUAAGAAACUCAAUCGGUCCAGCAAAUGCAAUAUCAUAAAGCCCAAUUCAAAUUUACAUUACCAACCCGUACCAUCUUAUCGUCGUCCGUAUUUUCAUAAGAAAACGCAAAAGUCUUUUAAUCCUGACGCAGUACGGUAUUUACAACACUGCAAAGUUAAUAAAAAGAAAAAAGACAAAUGCUGUCGACCGUCAUUUAGAAGUAGACUAUGUUAUCUAUGCCAGACUUUCGGUCGUGAUUUCAAAAAGGCUGUGAGUGAUGCAGAAACUGCAGCUUGGGGUGAUGGUGUGGAAUGUGAGAAUUUAUACAAUACAGCUUACGAAGCAAGCCGCUUGGUGGUUGAAAUAGAAGAGACUGAGGUACCUACUUAG